Molecule: messenger RNA, 580 nt
Organism: Drosophila serrata
Lineage: Eukaryota; Metazoa; Arthropoda; Insecta; Diptera; Drosophilidae
Gene: GNBP-like3
Product: GNBP-like 3
Molecular function (GO): carbohydrate binding
Source: RefSeq, a predicted model, not a curated record
GUUAGCUUCGCCAUGUCUCAGGCCACAAAGGUGCUAGUGUUUCUACUCUUAGUCGUGGGUAUUCUAGCCUACAAUGUGCCCCAAGCCACCGUCAAGGUCAAUUCGCCGCAGGGCUUUGAAGUCUCCAUACCCGACGAACCUGGAAUCUCGCUAUUCGCCUUCCAUGGCAAGGUCAACGAGGAGAUGGACGAUCUGUCCGAUCAGACCUGGGCAGCGGAUAUAGUGAGUUCCCGGAACGGUCGCUGGACAUAUCGGAACCGGCACCAUCGACUGCAGCCCGGCGAUGUGCUCUACUAUUGGACAACGGCAAGGUAUCAUGGCAUCGACUAUCACAACUAUAACCAGCGAUAUGUAGUCGGUGCUGGCGGAGAUUCCCAGAGGAUCGAUGUGCAUGGCUCCAAUGGCGGACACCUUCCCAUUGUGGCCUCUGGUCACAAUACGAUCAAUAUACAUGUACAUUAAACUAAGUGUGAAUGAAGUAUAAUUGAGAUUAGAAAUUAAAUCCACUUUUAUCUGUUAUAAAUUUCAUUUGUGAUUUAAUAUUAAACCCAAACUAUUGACAGCUUUGAUGAAAAAAUAA